CUCAGGUCAGUGAUGGAUCAAAUCAAAUUCACCCGCUUCCUGCUCCUGCUGAGCUUGUCUGCAGCUUACGGGAAGUACGUCUAUGUCCCGCAGUGGGUGAGCUGGAGUGAAGCUCAGAACUACUGUCGGUUGUUUCACACCGACCUGGCUCCUGUCAACGACAGACAGGACACCGACCGACUUCAGAAGCUUGCCGGCGACAGCGAGAAUUUCUUGUGGACAGGGAUGGAGAGAAGCUCCACGAAUGGUGGGAAAUGGAUUUGGUCAGGCGGCAAGGAGGUGUCCACAUUUUUCUGGGCACCGGGCCAGCCUGAUAACCGACCGAGUGAAGACUACGGUGUGAUUCAAAUGUACGGGUGGCACGACGCGGUUCCGAGCUACAGAUUACCCUUCUUCUGCUACAGCGCCGUCGUGGUGAGGCAGAGGAAAACGUGGGAGGAGGCUCUGGCGCACUGCAGGGAGCAUCACAGCGACUUGGCCAGCGUGGCGUCGGAGACUGAGAUGCUGCUGAUCCGCAGACAGUUGGACAAGCUCGGCAGCACCGAUCACGUCUGGAUCGGUUUGCAUUUCUUCCCCGGCGGCUGGCAGUGGGUGGACGGUCGGCCGCUGGAUUACGAGGCCUGGGGUCAAGGGAACAAGCCUGCAUGCCCUCAAUUCCACCUGGGGUGUGCUGCCGUACAGGUGACGGGACGGGGACAGAUUAUCAGCAGUGCAGACCUAACUCUGGCCGUUAACGCCACAGAGGGAAUGGGGUCUGUGGGGAACACUGCAACAAAUAUUGGACUGGAUACGUCUGGAGCUGCAGGUGUGUGGGAGGCUCAUGACUGCGAGGAGAAACUCCAUUUCAUUUGCUACUGAGAGUUUAUCUAUUAAAUGUAUCUCACAUUUGGACUUUUUGGUUUGUUGUCAUGGGUACUGACUUUGCUCCGUCUUUUGCGCUCUUUUCUUUUCCUUUUUUUGGAUGUGAAUUUUAUUUUAUUUAUCCUUUUCUUUCUAAUAAACUGGUGAUGAACCAGGGUCAUAGUUGAAGUAACAAUAAAAAAAAAUACUCCUUCCUGUUAAAUACUUCCUGGCUUUUUUUCCACUUAUCCGUGACAUCUUUUUUCCCCCCCUUUUAUAAUCAAUAAAAUACAAACGAGAGGAAUUCAAGGUAAAAGUCGGUGUUAUGAGGAUAUGAGAGCGCCCCCGGCCUGCAGGCAGA
Scophthalmus maximus (turbot) is the source of this 1201-nucleotide messenger RNA. RefSeq names its product C-type mannose receptor 2-like. NCBI's taxonomy places the organism in Eukaryota, Metazoa, Chordata, Actinopteri, Pleuronectiformes, Scophthalmidae. Bases 13 to 858 code for a protein of 281 amino acids. The transcript has a single exon. The record is from RefSeq and is a predicted model, not a curated record.